AUGUCAACAGGGGCGGCGACACACAGUGCAGAGGACAAGAAGAGGGUGACAGAGGAGAGUAGAAGAUCUCCACGGCAAGGAAACAAUGCUAGGGCUUCGGGAAAGACAAAACAGUGGCCGGAGAUCGGCGCGCGGCUCAGCGAAGUGGCGGAGCAAGGUGGCGCUGGGUGGGUGUCGGCGCGCAGAGGAGAAGGGAAGGGGAAAAUCGACAAAUCUGUGACUUUGCCGAGAGAAAGGAAAAGAGGCGAAGGCAGAGGGGAGCUAGGGCUCGGUGAGGAAAGGGAAGGAGAUGAAAAGGAUCGACUCAGGGACGAGGAGUGGCUUUGUACUCGAGGGGAGAAAGGAACCGACGAGGAGCUGUUCGGCUCGGAGAUCGAGGAAUACAAUAUUCCAAAGUUACUGGAUCCUAGUGGAGUAACGAUAGACGUGGUUGCAAAUGAAAUUCAUGAGGAUGAUGAUAAGGAAUCUAAUUUUGAGACAGAUGAUGAGGAUGCGAAUGAGGAGGAGGAGGAUGAUGAUGUUGAAGAGUCUGAUGAUAAAGAUGAGAAUGAUAAUGAGGACUUUGAUUUUUGA
This is a messenger RNA of Zingiber officinale, 573 nucleotides long. Its product is annotated as glutamic acid-rich protein-like. The record is from RefSeq and is a predicted model, not a curated record. Lineage: Eukaryota; Viridiplantae; Streptophyta; Magnoliopsida; Zingiberales; Zingiberaceae. Bases 1 to 573 code for a protein of 190 amino acids. The transcript has 3 exons.